Messenger RNA from Heterocephalus glaber (naked mole-rat), 1015 nucleotides. Lineage: Eukaryota; Metazoa; Chordata; Mammalia; Rodentia; Bathyergidae. The record is from RefSeq and is a predicted model, not a curated record.
AUUUCAGAAGCUGAGAGUCUGAGCAGCCGGGUGGCUCUGGGCUGUAGUCCCCAUGGCUCCUGCAUGUUCAGCCGUCCCCCUCUCUCUGUGCCUGUGUCUGCUGCUGGCAGCUGGCUUUGCCCAGGCAGGCAGGCUGCUGGUGAUGCCCAUGGAUGGGAGCCACUGGUUCACCAUGCGCUUGGUGGUGGAGAAACUCGUCCAGAGAGGGCAUGAGGUGGUUGUGGUCAUACCGGAUGAGAGUUGGCAACUGGGAAAAUCACAGGAUUUGAAAGUAAAGACUUACUCAGCUUCAUUCACUCUGGAGGAGUUGGACCAGGAAUUCAAGAUUUUUGCUGAUGGUGUAUGGGAACGUAGGGAAGCAAAUUUAUUUCAUUCCUGGAUUAUUAGCAAGAAAGGUUUUGACAUGUGGUUUUCACACUGUAGAAGUUUGUUCAACAACAAGACCUUAGUGGAAUACUUAAAGGAAAGUCACUUUGAUGCAGUAUUUCUGGAUCCUUUUGACUUAUGUGGCUUAACUGUUGCCAAGUACUUUUCACUCCCCUCUGUGAUCCUCACCAGAGAAUCAUACUGUCAGAGUCGGGAAGAGGGUACACAGUGCCCAGUUGCUCUGUCUUACGUUCCCAGAUUUCUCUCAGGGUUCUCAGAUGCCAUGACUUUCAAAGAGAGAGUACAGAACCAUAUUGCCCGCCUCAUGGAGCAUUUAAUUUGUCCUUAUUUUUUGAAUGAAGCUUUAGCAAUUGCCUCUGAAAUUCUACAAACACCUGUCACUGCAUCUGAUCUCUACAGCCAGACAGCAAUUUGGUUGUUACGUACGGACUUUGUCUUUGACUAUCCCAAACCUGUGAUGCCCAACAUGGUCUUCGUUGGUGGAAUCAACUGCCAUCAGGGGACCCCCUUGCCCAAGGUAUGUUCUUUCUCCUCUGGCACAUUACCAAUAAUCUGGCUUUCAAAAUUAAAAAAAGUUAGCCAGCUGAAUUGUGAUUUGUUAUGUAUUCAUUAUGAUUCUGGGGAUUGA